AUGACUGAAGGCCCCCUAUUACAUCAUGAUAAGCCGAUGUGCGUGCGCAUAUGGCUAGAGGUGGGACACGCGUGCGAGCCGCGCAGAACUCCCUCUGGCCGAGCCCUGGCCCUCGACUGGCGAGUGUGGGUCCGCGGAGUGAGCGGCCACGACAUCAGCACCUUCGUCCAUAAAGUCGUCUUCCAUUUACACCCUGCAACCGCAUUUGUAUAUCCUAAACGAGUGCUUCAGGAGCCGCCAUACGAAAUCCAAGAGUCCGGCUGUGCCUCCAUUGACAUACCGAUACACGUGUACCUGAAAUAUAGCAACAGGCCAAAGAAAAUCCGUCUGCAAUACAGUCUUCAGAUCGAGAACAACAGUAAGAGCAAUUCGGAGUCCCGGUGCAUCUACUACGACUUCAAGAACCCGCCGGAGCAGCUGUGCGAGGCCCUAAUGAGUGGCGGCGGGGAGCUCGUGCCGCGCACCGGCGCGCCCGAUGUCUCCAACAAACUGGUCGUGCUAUCCGACAGCGGCGACGACCGCCCGCAGAAGCCCAUGAAACCCAAGAAGUACAAGUUCGUGGAGCCUGUACCCUGCAAGCACAACUCUAAGAAGCGGCCUAAGUCACUGUUCGAAGAGAUUUGCUCAAAAUGUGGAAAUUCCAUUUACGUAGACAUUAAGAAACAAUUGAGGUCUGUAGCUAUGACUGAAGAUGAGAUAAACUGCGUGUCACAGUUGUACUUGUCCUACACUAGUUACGAGAAGUCUGCCGGUGCUCUGAUACUGCCGCCGAUAACAGACUCCAUAUACAAAACGCCCGAACUGCCAGCCUCGCUGAAAAGAGCGCUGAAGGAAGUUCAAGAAGAAGACUACACGAUGAUUUAA
Spodoptera littoralis (African cotton leafworm) is the source of this 864-nucleotide messenger RNA. The record is from the annotation of a GenBank genome assembly. Lineage: Eukaryota; Metazoa; Arthropoda; Insecta; Lepidoptera; Noctuidae.